Phoenix dactylifera (date palm) is the source of this 1954-nucleotide messenger RNA. RefSeq lists its product as uncharacterized. NCBI's taxonomy places the organism in Eukaryota, Viridiplantae, Streptophyta, Magnoliopsida, Arecales, Arecaceae. Gene Ontology annotation, molecular function: protein binding. Gene Ontology annotation, biological process: regulation of GTPase activity. The record is from RefSeq and is a predicted model, not a curated record.
CAGCUUCCGACCUCCGUUGGUGGAGUUGAUGAGGCUUGAGAUACCGUCGGCGUCCAAAACGAGAGUCUUUUUCUUUGCGAAGCUCCAAGCCAUCUCUCCGCCUCUCUCUCGCCGAUGGCGCGGCGAUCGCAUCUGACGCACGUGGGGUGCAUCGCCUGCGACGAGAUGGAGGAGCUGGGCGCCGGCGAGCGGGAGGGGUGGCUCGACGACCCCGGCCUCCUCGCCGCCCUCCACCCCCACGCCCUCGCCCUCGCCCACUCCGCCCGCUCCCUCGUCCUCGUCCUCGGAUGGGACCGGGACCCCGAUCCCUCUUCCCCCCGCCAACCCCUUAAGAUCCGCCCGUCCCUCGCCGCCGACGAAGGCCACAUCUCCGCCAUCGAGUGGCUUCCAUUUGGCGACCUCCUCGCCCUCGCCCUCGCUACCUCCGCCGGCCACCUCUUCGUCUACUCCUUGACCGGCGAUCUCAUCCACAAGCAGAUUAUACACUCUGGACGUGUGCUGAGGCUGAGAUUUCGCGAAACUAAGGUCGGUUCUUCGCAAGAUUCGGUGGCUUCUAUGGAGCUUUGUGUGGUCUUGCCAGGUGUGAUUGCCCGAUUUGAUGGCUCAGACAUCCAGAGUUUGCUUCAAAGAUGGUUUCAAGAGGAAAGGUCGCGAAUCUUCGAGAAUAGGUUCCAGAAUAGGAAUACAGUGGAUGAAAAUUCCUAUGGGAGGAUACCGUUUCAGCUAUGGAAUGUUAGCAAGUUUGGGUCUUGUGCUGAUGCCGCCAUCACGGGGUUGAUGCCCCCUCCUCUUUUGGAGCUCCAGUCAAGUCAGCGCUAUUACUGUGCAGUUGCGAUUGGAGAGGAUGCUGCGAUAUCAGCAUACAGGCUUUCAGAGGAUAGGAGCAGGUCCUUAGUUGGAGCUAUCCUGUCAAAGGUUGUGCCUGCAACAUUUUCGACCCUGGCAUCAUUUUCCAAAAUGUUAUGGCGGAGUGAGCAAACCUCGCCAAAGAAGCCCCGCCUAAAACCCCAGCCAUUUGCUAAAGCAUCACCUUUAACAUGUUUGAAGGAUCCCCCAAGGAAGGGAGAGAAACUCACAUUGUCCCCGGGUGGUACAUUGGCUGCCAUAACAGAUUCUCUUGGUCGUAUCCUGUUACUUGACACCCAGGCACUUGUUGUUGUGCGGCUGUGGAAGGGGUAUCGUGAUGCAUGCUGUCUGUUCAUCGAGAUGCUGGUAAACAGAGAUAAAGCAUCAAGUUCCGCGUACUAUGAGCAUACAAAAGGUGACUAUUGCUUGUGUCUGGCAAUUCAUGCACCUCGCAAAGGGAUAAUUGAGGGACCAUCUUUGGAAUUUGUGGGAGAUUAUUGGGACCAACUCGGUUUUUCUGUAGUUCACUUCUUAUCAAGCUCUAUCAAAUCUUCCUAUCUUGUAACUAUUAUCAAAACUUUGCUCCAGUCGGGGGCUUGUGGAGGGUCAUUCACUUGCUGCUUGAAUUUAAACUACCAAAAUAAAAGACAGGCUUUCCUUCAAGCUAGUCUUCCAGGUUUCACUUUGGAUGUAGCACAUACUAUUGUCAUUCACCUACACGAUCUGGAAGAUGCGAACUGGCCCACGUGUCCUUACCAUCCAGUGUCCUAAAGGAAGCAAAAUUUUGCAGCCAUCAACUAGGUUUGUAUCAUCAACCUCAUCAUACAUCCCUCUGGAGGUUUUCCUAUUGAAUGGAGAUUCUGGACAAUUAUCUGUAUUGAAUAGAUCAUUUGGUUGAAAAUAAUUGUACACUAUAUCAUUUAACCAAGUUGGAUUUUCAGUCAUGAUGUUUAUAGCUGAAUGUGGUAUAUCUCAUUUUAAUGGAGAUUUAUUAGGAUACAGGGGUUGUUUUCUCUUUAAAUUUUACACCUGAAUUUCCUAAAAAAGAAUCACUGGUGGGAGAGCUGUGAAGCCUUAACCAUUUUCUGAAUCUAUAUGAUGUUCUGAA